UUAACAAGAAGAAUCAGUCGCCUUUAGUAGCCUACGAUCAAGCGUCGCCAUGACCGUCUAUAGCUGGGGCCGCGGCGAGGACGGCCAACUCGGGCUUGGCGACACGAGCGACCAGCACCGCCCCGUUCCCAUUGAUGCACUGGCCGAGCGCCGCAUCGUGCAGAUCGCGUGCGGAAGCGGCCACACUGUCGUACUCACGGAAGAAGGAGAAGUAUACACAUGGGGCCGCGGUGAUGACGGGCGUUUGGGUCACGGAGAUAAUGGCUGGAAAUUCGUGCCGCGCCUCGUAGAGGAGCUACGAGGCAAGAACAUUCGCCAGGUCACGUGCGGCAGUUACCACACGGCAGCUGUGACGGUAUCGGGCGACCUGUAUACGUGGGGUGGCGGUAUGUACGGCAAACUGGGCCAUGGCAACGAGACUGGUCACUCGACCCCAUAUCUUGUGGAGACGCUAAAGAGCAUGCAAGUGCGGCAGGUAGCCUGUGGUAGUCGCCACACGGUCGUGCUCCUGGAGAACAAGGACGUCUACACUUGGGGGGACAAGGAGAACGGUGUCUCAGGCCACGGCGACACCGAGGGACACCAGUACCUUCCGUGUCCUGUCGAGGAGCUUCGUGGCAAGUCUAUCGUCCAGAUCUCGGCCUGUGGUUUCCACACAGCUGCUCUAAGCGAGUUCGGAGAGGUUUUCACCUUCGGAGAGGGGAAAUUCGGGCGACUAGGACACAACUCAGAACGAAACCAACCUGUGGCACGCUUUGUGGAUGCGUUGGCGGGUAAACGCGUAAAACAAGUCGCUUGUGGAGGCUUCCACACUGCUGCCGUUACGGAAACAGGAGAGGUAUAUACGUGGGGAGGAGGUGAGCAUGGACAACUUGGACAUGGUGACAAGGUGAACAAAACAGUGCCAACACGUGUCGAGAGUCUUUUGGAGAAACUGGUAUUGCAAAUCACAUGCGGAUGGAGUCAUACAGUCACACUAACCGAUACAGGUGAGGUGUACACAUGGGGAAACGGAGACCACGGCAAGCUGGGCCACAAUGAUACGGCCAAGGUGACGUUGCCAAAGCCGGUGGACGUGCUGGACGGAAAACGUGUGAUCAGUGUAGCGUCUUACAACGAGCACACAGUCGCAUUGGUGGACCCCGUGGCGAUGCUACGUGCUUCCAUGCUGACGUCGUCGUAUGUAGGCGACAUGCGCCAGCUUAUUGACAGCGCUGAGUUCUCAGACGUGACUUUUCUCAUCGAAGGUCGCGCGGUACAUUCCCAUCGCGCUAUUUUGGCUGCUCGCAGUGACCAUUUUCGUGCCAUGUUCUCGUCAGGCAUGCGUGAAUCUCACGAACAGGAGAUCCCGUUGUCACAUACUCGGGUGCCAGUUUUCCUCGCACUACUGGAGUAUAUUUAUGUGGACUCGAUCAAUGUGGGUGCUGAGAUGGCAUUGGAGCUGUACGCCGCCGCCGAUCUGUACACAUUGGACCGCCUCAAGGGCCUCUGCGAGAUUAUCGUGCAGAAGAACAUCAACGUUGAGAAUGCAGCCGUGCUCUUCCAGUCUGCCAAUGACCUUCAUUCGUACCGACUGCGUGAGAUCUGCCUGUCAUACAUGGUGCAGAACUUCGACAUGGUCACAAAAUCCGAUGGUUUUGCCAGCCUGUCCCGUGAUCUCAUCCUGGAAGUCUUGCAGAAUCGGUAG
Phytophthora infestans T30-4 is the source of this 1687-nucleotide messenger RNA. Its product is annotated as regulator of chromosome condensation (RCC1)-like protein. Lineage: Eukaryota; Oomycota; Peronosporomycetes; Peronosporales; Peronosporaceae. Bases 50 to 1687 code for a protein of 545 amino acids. The transcript is spliced from 2 exons. The record is from RefSeq and is a predicted model, not a curated record. Gene Ontology annotation, molecular function: protein binding.